Molecule: messenger RNA, 3558 nt
Organism: Canis lupus familiaris (dog)
Lineage: Eukaryota; Metazoa; Chordata; Mammalia; Carnivora; Canidae
Gene: PDK4
Product: pyruvate dehydrogenase kinase 4
Exons: 11
Coding region: 241-1479 (412 amino acids)
Biological process (GO): protein phosphorylation; regulation of glucose metabolic process
Cellular component (GO): mitochondrion
Molecular function (GO): pyruvate dehydrogenase (acetyl-transferring) kinase activity
Source: RefSeq, a predicted model, not a curated record
GAACCUGAGCGUCGGGCCCCUCGCAGCUCCUCGGCCUCACUGCCGGCUCCUCCACUCGGAAGCGCCCCGGAGUCGCAGCCCAGGCAGCCCAGGCCGGGCGCACGAGCCGGCCCUCCCGCGCCCCCUGCCCAGACGCGCCCCGCCCCGCCCCGCGCCGCCCCGCGCCGGCCCGCGCCGCAGCUUUCCUCGGCCUCGGAGCGUCCCCGGCCCCAGCGCCUGCCCGUCGCGGUGGGCGUCGAGAUGAAGGCGGCCCGCUUCGUGAUGCGCAGCGCCGGCUCGCUGAGCGCGGCCAGCGUGGUCCCCCGCGAGGUCGAGCUUUUCUCGCGCUACAGCCCGUCCCCGCUGUCCAUGAAGCAGCUCCUGGACUUCGGUACAGAAAAUGCAUGUGAAAGAACUUCUUUUGCAUUUUUGAGACAAGAAUUGCCUGUGAGGCUGGCCAAUAUCCUGAAGGAAAUUGAUAUCCUCCCUGAUCGAUUAGUCAAUACCUCUUCGGUGCAGUUAGUUAAAAGCUGGUAUAUCCAGAGCCUGAUGGAUUUGGUGGAAUUCCAUGAGAAAAGCCCAGAAGACCAGAAAGCAUUAUCAGAUUUUACAGAUACUCUCAUCAAAGUUCGAAAUAGACACUACAAUGUAGUUCCUACAAUGGCACAAGGAAUCAUAGAAUAUAAAGAUGGCUGUACAGUUGAUCCAGUCACCAACCAAAAUCUUCAGUAUUUCUUGGAUCGAUUUUACAUGAACCGUAUUUCUACCCGGAUGCUGAUGAACCAGCAUAUUCUUAUAUUCAGUGACUCAGAGACAGGCAACCCAACUCACAUUGGAAGCAUUGAUCCAAGCUGUGAUGUGGCAGCCGUGGUCCAAGAUGCCUUUGAGUGUUCGAAGAUGCUUUGUGACCAGUAUUAUUUAACGUCUCCAGAAUUAAAGCUCACACAAGUGAAUGGAAAAUUUCCAGGCCAGCCAAUUCACAUUGUAUAUGUACCUUCUCACCUUCAUCAUAUGCUCUUUGAACUAUUCAAGAAUGCAAUGAGGGCAACAGUUGAACACCAGGAAAAUUGGCCUUCCCUUACACCAAUUGAAGUGAUUGUUGUCUUGGGAAAAGAAGAUCUUACAAUUAAGAUUUCAGACAGAGGAGGUGGUGUUCCCCUGAGGAUCAUUGAUCGCCUCUUUAGUUACACAUACUCCACGGCACCAACGCCUGUGAUGGAUAAUUCCCGGAAUGCUCCUUUGGCUGGUUUUGGUUAUGGCUUACCAAUUUCUCGUCUCUAUGCCAAGUACUUUCAAGGAGAUCUGAAUCUCUACUCUAUGUCAGGAUAUGGAACAGAUGCCGUCAUCUACUUAAAGGCUUUAUCUUCAGAGUCUGUAGAAAAACUCCCAGUCUUUAACAAAUCAGCCUUCAAACAUUAUCAAAUGAGCAUCGAGGCCGAUGACUGGUGUAUCCCAAGCAAGGAACCAAAGAAUCUGGCAAAGGGGAAAGUGGCUCUGUGAAAGUGGACACUCAGGACACUUUAAGGGAUCAAAGUGGGUCUAAGCCAGUGCUGCUUCCUGAAUGUUUGUGUGUGAACUCGUUUCCUCAAAAACAAACAAAAGCAACAAAGACUCCUUGUUGGGAACAGUGGUGCAAGAAGGAACGAAGCCCGUUCCUCGGACCCAGGAGAGUGUAAUGUAGGUGUUAACAGAUGGCCAGCUCUCUAGGUCUUUAAACUUAGCAUAACGUACAAGCUUCUAUCAGAUCCUGAAGCAGGAAAAGCUUCAGUUUGCCCUGUCUUUAUCGACAAGAAUGGGAACGAAGUAAAGAUAUAAGCUAGCAGUUUCAAUAGACUGAUAUUUUAGGCCUGUGAUUGAUGGCAUGAGAUAAUGGUAUUUAUUGCAUAUCGAGUGUCAAUAUGCCAGUAUUUCCCUGACAUCAAAGGGUUAGGGCUUACUUUAUGCUCUGUAAUUAGAAAUGUAUGUAAAGGUACAUUUCUUGUAUUUCUGUGUUCUCUAGGGAGGAAAAGCUGGUGACUAAAUAACAUUUACUUUGUAUGUUAUUUGAGUGAGGGAGGAAUGAGUCAAAACGUUUUGGAAAUUCAGAAGAAAGCCUCUUCUGAUAAAUACCGUAUCUUCAUUAUGCUGCUUUCCUGUUUACACUUCAUAUAAUAAGUGAACACUUAUUGCCAGGUGCCUGCCUAGUCUUGGGUGAGUUUUAAAAUAUGCACUGAAUUGAGGAUGUUGGCAGUUGGAGGGAGAGAAGAAUUGCCAAAGUGAUAGCAAAACUCUCUUCGCCUUACUUUGUUUAUAAAUGAAAUGUACAUUGGAAAAACCAAUGUUAGGGAAAGAAACUAUACAUUCAGAACCUAACUCAGUAGGAGGGGCUGUUCACUCCCCUGCAAUGGUGGUAAUCCAAUGAUGGCAUUCCUUUUCUAGGCUUAAAAAGGUAUAUUUUUGAUACAUGUAAUUAUAUUCUCUACACUCCUGCAUUAACAUGUCCAUAAAAAUAAUUCCUAAUUAUCAAGUGAUUCAAGAACAUUCAAACUUAAAUACUUCUUGGGAUAUUUCUAACAAACAGCCUGGGAGUAAGAGGUUUUCAUUCCAGGUUGCUUUCAUUUGAAUCAUUGAGACUGAGGGAUGAUAAAUGAAAGUUGUAAUGCGUAUGGAACUUUUGGGGACUUUGAUAUAAUCUGUAGGCUGACAGGCCGGUCUAGCACAUCACUCUCACAGAAGGAAGAGAAAAACAGAAAGAAGGAAGGAAGAGGGAAGAAAGAAACAGAAGACAGGCAUCUUGCUUCCCCCCCCACCCCCACAAAUUAUUUUAAGAAAUGAUCUAUAUUUUCAUAGCUAAAUUACUGGCAAGAGGAUGAAUUGGUCUUUAAAAACAGAAUGGCUUCUUUAAAUAGUUCCCUCACUUUUGCAAGGUAAUAGUCUUUUAUGAGAUAAUCUCAUCUGUGACAAAUUGGUAGGUAAAUUGGGAUAUAGAAAAAACCUAGAAUUUUCUGCAUUGUAAAAUAAUAAGUACUGUUUAUGUUUGUAUAUGUAGAAUUUAACAUUUGUGUUUAAUUUUGCUGUGGUCUAGAAUUGUGGUGUUUCUGUAGUGGCCAUAAAGGCCUGAAAUGAUUUAUUAUGGAUGUCAGACUUUAUCAUGAGAAGUCCUAGGUAAUGACUUUUCUUGAUGGUGGGACUCUGACUCAUGCAUUUAUCAAUUACACAAAAUUAUUUGCAAUAGAUUAUUUGACUUUUCAGUUUUUACUGAAAUUUUAAACAUUUUGCAUGUAAAUACUUGUAUUUACCAAAGAUUUAAAGCAGUUGAUUAAUUAAUCCAAACACUGUGAACUGUCUUUGAAAUACUAGAGAAAAAGAAAUGUUAAUAUCACAGUAACAUCAACUAUACUGUAUAAAUAGAGUUCUAUAAUACAGAAAUAGUCUACAUUGGUAUUUGUGAAAUCUAUGGAAGAACUUUAGGAUUCUAGCAGAUGGAUACUGAAUGUUCAGGCCCACUUAAGUUAUUGAUGUAUAAAUUGUGUUUUUGUCUCUAUGUACAGAGAUGUAACCAUUUUUAUAAUAAAUAUUUUUAUUACAACAGGAAACAUA